This is a messenger RNA of Capsicum annuum, 818 nucleotides long. RefSeq names its product RNA-binding protein 2-like. The record is from RefSeq and is a predicted model, not a curated record. Gene Ontology annotation, molecular function: mRNA binding. Lineage: Eukaryota; Viridiplantae; Streptophyta; Magnoliopsida; Solanales; Solanaceae.
CGUGUUAUGGGCAUUGGGGGAUCUGACCCGCUAGCUUUCAAAGGCAGAAAUGUUGGAAUGCCAGGUGGCAGACCAGAAGUUACCCUUCCUCCGGAUGCUAGCAGUACAUUGUUUGUUGAGGGUUUGCCUGCGGAUUGUACAAGAAGAGAGGUGUCACAUAUAUUCCGCCCUUUUGUAGGUUACAAAGAAGUUAGGCUGGUACAAAAAGGAUCAAAACACGCUGGAGGUGAUCCGUUGAUUCUUUGCUUUGUGGAUUUCGCGAGUCCACUUCAUUCUGCUGCUGCAAUGGAUGCCUUACAAGGUUAUAAAUUCGACGAGCAUGACCGUGAUUCGGUCAGCUUAAGGCUGCAAUUUGCUCGCAAUCCUGGUGCUAGGUCAGGUGGUGGGAACCGUGGAAAACGUUGAAACUGUGCGUCUUUGCAGGACUUGCCCAAGUUUGGAGUUUAUGAUUCUUAGAGACGUUAUGCCAGCUUUGCAAGUUUCGUGUGAGGCGUGUUCUGUGGUCGGAUGCUUUCAUUAGGGACCAGCUUGAAAUUGCUGGGUUUUACUUUAUUCGGGGAGGAAGUGAUAGUUGCUAAACAGCGUUUGGCUUUUGUUUCAGACUCAAUUAUCUGCCUCGACUUUACUGGACCCCACAAUAUUAAAUUCCAUAUUUAGUGUGACGAGAGGUGAUUUUACUUGAAUCCUGUGUAGAGUAUGUUAUAAUGUAACAUAAUGUAAGUGGACCUGUUGCUUAACAAUUGAAGAGUUGCUUGUAUCAUGCCAUGAAUCGUUUGAAUUCCUUUUUAAAAUCGCUAAACAAUUUAUGAUUCAGUAGA